GCGAUUCCAUAAAAAUAUAAAAUUUUUGCAUAAUUACCGUGUUUGGUUGCAGUUUACAGUGUCCUUGAAUUAUUAUUGUUUGUAAUGGAUUUUGAAUAAAUCAUAGUUUCAAUUUUGACGUUCGUGCGGUCACUGUCUUCAUCUACACGUCGGUGCGGGUGGACCGGCCGUCAAGUCGUAUCACGUUGCGAAGCCUUGGAGUGACUGAAGAACCAUGAGGAUCGAGAAGUGCUAUUUUUGCUCGUCUUCCAUAUAUCCUGGACAUGGCAUUAUGUUUGUUCGAAACGAUUGUAAGAUUUUCAGAUUUUGCCGGUCGAAAUGCCAUAGAGCCUUCAAAAAAAAGAAAAAUCCCCGCAAAACUAGAUGGACGAAAGCGUUCAGAAAAGCGGCUGGUAAGGAGCUGGCCGUGGAUCCUGCCUUUGAAUUUGAAAAGCGCCGCAAUACACCCGUUAAAUACAGUCGUGAAUUAUGGGAAAAAACAGUGGAUGCAAUCAAGAGGAUAGAAGAGAUCAAGCAGAAACGGCAGUCACAACAUAUCCUUAAAAGGUUGCAAAAAGGUGUUGCGGAUAGGAAGCAGGCCGAUAUACGUCAGGUCCAGAAGAGCAUGCACAUGCUCAAAUCUCCCGCAGCCAAAGCUUUCCGUAAAGGCGGCCGGGUGGAAGUGGAGGAAGAGGAAUAUGAUGCGGAAAUGCCCGAACGAGAAGCAGAAAUGGAAGCAGAAGAGGAAUCGGAAGAUUGAACCUGCCGUGGAUCUCUUCUUUGUCAUAAUAAUUUUGGUGUACUUACAGGAUUAUAUGGUAUAGUCUGAUAAAUGGAUAUAUUAAGUGAAAAAUUAAUUUUCUGCAAUCUGAGCUAUAUGGUGUGAUGCGAGGUGGAUAUUGGUGCCUGCCGCAGUGCCGCUUUACCAUUUCUGGCUCUUGUUCGGGAAUUGGUUGUGGCAGUAUGGAAAGCAGUCGCAGUUUAGCAAUACGCUGAAUUCCAAGUGGUUUUUGUUGUACGCAGCU
Messenger RNA from Paramacrobiotus metropolitanus, 1004 nucleotides. Its product is annotated as probable ribosome biogenesis protein RLP24. The record is from RefSeq and is a predicted model, not a curated record. Bases 215 to 739 code for a protein of 174 amino acids. Gene Ontology annotation, biological process: ribosomal large subunit biogenesis. The transcript has 5 exons. Gene Ontology annotation, cellular component: nucleolus. Lineage: Eukaryota; Metazoa; Tardigrada; Eutardigrada; Parachela; Macrobiotidae.